Xiphophorus hellerii (green swordtail) is the source of this 2288-nucleotide messenger RNA. RefSeq names its product zinc finger (CCCH type), RNA-binding motif and serine/arginine rich 2 (gene zrsr2). Gene Ontology annotation, molecular function: metal ion binding; RNA binding. Gene Ontology annotation, biological process: mRNA splicing, via spliceosome. The record is from RefSeq and is a predicted model, not a curated record. NCBI's taxonomy places the organism in Eukaryota, Metazoa, Chordata, Actinopteri, Cyprinodontiformes, Poeciliidae. Gene Ontology annotation, cellular component: U2AF complex.
AAAAAAAAGUAGUAAAUAAAAGCUACAUUAUAAACACAAGUCGACCAAUUAUUUAAAUACAAACUAUCGCUGCCCUGGACUGGGCAAUUUUCAAAAGCACGUUGAAGCAUGUCGGUUUUCAUCACCCUGUUCUUGCAGUCCAUCAACAUAAGAAAACAUCACCUAGUCAGUUGUUUCCAGCAGAGUCGAGCUUACUGUCUCUACGGCUCUUCUAUUGCAGCUGUGUGUGGUGUGUUUAUGUUACUGUUUUGUUUGCUUUUUUACACCUGCAGUCAGAAGCAGCGAAGAGUUGCAGGGAGGAAGGAGAGAAGAAGACGGAAACGACAAGCUCUUGCUCAAGCCAGAGAAUGUGAAUUGAAAAAUGACGCUGAAGAAGAGGAAGAGGCGAAUGAAGGAGAUAGUGAGGGGGACAAGGCUGCUGAGGAUGAAAGACAGCGACAACAUGAAGAGUGGCUGGAAAGAGAGAGGCUGGCUCAGGAGGAAUUCAGGCUGAGGACAGAGAGGGAGGAAGCUGCAAGGAAAAGAAAAGAGGAGGAGGAGCGAAUGAUAAAGGAGGAAUGGGAGGCCCAGCAGAGGAGAGAACAAGAGGAAAAGGAGCAGAAGCAGCGGGAGAAGCGCGACAGAGAGGAGGCCGUUCAGAAAAGGUUGGAUGAAGCCGAGAAUCAGCUGGAAAAUGGAGGACCGUGGAUGAAUCCCGAGGCUCCUGCUACGACAAACUCGGAAAACUUCGGAACGGAGCGCGACGUUGCCAACUGCCCUUUCUUCCUGAAGACAGGAGCAUGCCGAUUUGGAGACAGGUGUUCUCGGAAGCACAUCUAUCCGACUUCCAGCCCGACCCUGCUGGUCCGCGGUAUGUUCAAGACGUUUGGAAUGGAGGAGUCGCGGCGGGACGAUUACGACAUGGAUGCCUGUUUGGAGCACAGCGAGGAGGAGCUGCUGGAGUCUUUCCUCGAGUUUUACCACGACGUUCUGCCGGAGUUCAAGAGCAUCGGCAAAGUGGUGCAGUUCAAGGUCUGCUGCAAUCAUGAACCACAUCUGAGAGGGAAUGUUUACGUUCAGUUUGACACAGAGGAGAUGUGCAAAGAGGCCAUUGUGAAGUUCAACGGGAGGUGGUAUGCAGGCCGGCAGCUUCAGUGUGAGAUCUGUCCUGUUACACGGUGGAAGAACGCCAUAUGUGGACUGUUUGACAGACAGAAGUGCCCUAAAGGCAAACACUGUAACUUUCUGCAUGUAUUUCGAAACCCGGGCAACGAAUUCUGGGAGGCCGACAGGGACCUCCAGGUGUCCCCCGAUCGCAGCAUCAGGGGGAGUCGCAGGGACGAGUGGCAUUCGGAGCGCUACAGGGAGCGACCGCGGAGGCAGCGCCGCAGCAGCCGGAGCCCGGCAAGAUCAGAGCGAUCCCACAGAUGGUGGGAGGACGACCGGGAGAGGAGCAGGAGCAGAGAGAGGAGGACGUCCCACCAGCGCAGAGAAGACAGGUGGUCUUCUAGGUCGCGACACAGUGACAGGAGGACGGACCGGCACCGGAGCAGGAGUAGGGACAGAUCAAGGAGCAGAAGCAGAGAGAAAGAGCAGCGUAGAGAUAAAGAAGGGGAGAAUAAAUACAGAGACAGAGGUGAUGAUGGGGACCCUCGAAGAGAAACAAGGGAGAGAUCAAGAAGCACAAGUAGAGAAAAAAAGAGACACAAAGAAAGAAGCCCAAAGAUAUCAGAGAAAAGUCCUUCUGAUGGUACAAAACCCUACCGCCAUCACAAGCGCUCCAAGAAAAGCAAGAAGAGCAAAAAGAAACACAAAAAGAAAAGGCUCUCAUCUGAAAAGACACAUUCCUCCACGGAGUCAGGAAGUGAGAAAGACUCAGAGGAAGAAACUUGUGGUAAUACUUCAACACAAAGUCCGAGUGGAGGCCUUAAAGAAGAAGAGGGAACUGAGGAAAAAUGUGCUGGUCAGAAUGAUUUGGAUUCAGAGGUGAAAACCGAGCCCUCUGCUGAAAUUAAGACUGAACCGACAACAAAUGGGGACAUUUCUUAAUUUCUUCGUCUUUAAAAUCAGUCAUCCACUGCUAGCCUCAUCAGAAUAAGUAGUGUAAACAUUUCAUGGAUGCUUUAUGGAUUUUUAGUAAUAUCUUUCUGGUGAAAGCUUUUUACGGACUCUGUGUUCAGAUUAUGUUAUGAAAUGGUCAAAUACAUUUCAUAACAUAAUUCAAGACAGCUUUUUAGCGCAGCUUAGCUCAUAGACAUGUGAAUAACUUGGAUACGUUUUAAAAUAAAUGCUUGGUAUUGGGAUUUGAA